This is a messenger RNA of Brassica napus (rape), 2260 nucleotides long. Its product is annotated as L-type lectin-domain containing receptor kinase IV.4-like. Bases 64 to 2124 code for a protein of 686 amino acids. The transcript has a single exon. The record is from RefSeq and is a predicted model, not a curated record. Gene Ontology annotation, cellular component: plasma membrane. Gene Ontology annotation, biological process: protein phosphorylation. NCBI's taxonomy places the organism in Eukaryota, Viridiplantae, Streptophyta, Magnoliopsida, Brassicales, Brassicaceae. Gene Ontology annotation, molecular function: protein kinase activity; carbohydrate binding; ATP binding.
AGUUUCUCAAAAACUCAAACACAUACCAAAACAGUCUUCAGAGAAAGAAAAAAAGAGAGAGCCAUGUUCGUGAAGCUACUCACCAUCGUCUUCUUCUUCUUCAGUCUACUUUCUCAACUCCUAAAAUCCUCUUCCCAAUCUGUCAACAACUUCACUUACAAUGGCUUCCAUCUUCCACUGACUCUCAUAUCCAUCCAAGGGAAAGCAACCGUCACACCCAACGGUCUAUUAAAGCUAACCCAUUCAACAAUGUACAUGACCGGUCACGCCUUCUAUAACCAACCAAUCCGGUUCAAAGAUUCUCCAAACAGCACUGUCUCGUCCUUCUCCACAACAUUUGUCUUCGCCAUCAUCCCUCAGGUCAAGACAUUUAGCGGCGACGGCAUGGCCUUUUUCGUGGCUCCUACCUCCAGCCCCCCGUCCGGAAAUCCCGGUGAAUACCUGGGGCUCUUCACCCCUUUGAACAAUGGUAACCAAACGAAUGAUAUAUUCGCUGUUGAAUUAGACACCAUUCUGAAUGAUGGGUGCAAUGAUACCAACGAUAACCAUGUCGGGAUCGAUAUUAAUAGCUUAAAGUCAGUUAAAAGUUCACCCGCGGGGUACUGGGACGACGAGACGGGUCAGUUUAAGGACCUUACUCUGAUCAGUAGUCAGCGGAUGCAGGUUUGGGUCGAUUACGAUGGCCUUACCAAUCAAAUUGACGUAACGAUGGCUCCUUUCAAUCAUGACAAACCAAUAAAACCACUUGUCUCUACUGUCAGGGAUCUAUCCUCGAUUCUUUUGCAAGAUAUGUUCGUCGGUUUCUCGGCUUCAACCGGUGCUGUUGUAUCGCAACAUUUUGUCCUUGGGUGGAGUUUCCAGGUGAAGGGGAAAGCUCCCCCGUUGGACUUACAGACACUUCCAAAACUUCCAGAGCUGCAGUCCAAGAGAAAGGGAAUCCCGCCGCUGACUGCCUUCUAUUUUGCUGUGACACUUCUCGCCCUACUUUUCUUUUUGUCCCUAUUGCUCAGGGAAUUUGUGAAAUUUAUCUUUAGGAGGAAGAUAAAGUUUGUAGAGGAGAAGGAGGAGGAGGAGGAGGAGGAGCUAGAAGACUGGGAAACAGAGUUCACCAAGAACAGGGUGAAGUUCAAAGACUUGUACUCCGCCACGGAAGGAUUCAAGGAGAAGGACGUUCUCGGAUCUGGCGGGUUUGGGAGCGUUUACAAAGGUGUCAUGCCCAAUACAAAGAAAGAGAUCGCCGUGAAAAGAGUGUCGAACGAAUCCAAACAAGGGUUGAAAGAGUUUGUGUCUGAGAUCGUGACUAUUGGUCGGAUGAGUCACCGGAACUUAGUCCCUCUUUUAGGUUAUUGCCGUCGGGAAAAGGAGCUUCUUCUAGUGUACGACUACAUGCCCAAUGGAAGCUUAGACAAGUAUUUGCAUAAUAGUCCAGAGGUCACCCUCGACUGGAAACAAAGAAUUAAAGUCAUUAAAGGUGUGGCAUCUGCCUUGUUCUACCUCCACGAGGAUUGGGAACAAGUGGUGAUUCACCGCGACAUCAAAUCCAGCAACGUCUUAUUGGAUGCAGAGUAUAAUGGGAGACUUGGGGAUUUCGGUUUAGCUCGAUUGUGCGGUCACGGUACGGAUCCUCAGACCUCUCACGUCGCUGGAACAUGGGGAUACCUAGCCCCCGAUCACAUGAGGACAGGGAAGACCACGACCGCAACUGAUGUUUUCUCGUUUGGGGUGCUUCUAUUGGAAGUUGCGUGCGGUAGACGUCCUAUCGAGGUUCAUAAAAAGAGUGGUGAGACGGUCUUGCUCGUGGAUUGGGUUUUUGGGUUUUGGAGUGAGGGAAACAUUUUGGAUGCUAAGGAUCCAAAUCUAGGGACAGAGUUUGAUCAAAGAGAGGUCGAAAUGAUUUUGAAGCUAGGGUUUUGGUGCUCUCACUUCAACCCUGAGGCUAGACCAACUAUGAGACAAGUGUUACAUUACCUAAGUGGAGAUUCAAUGUUACCAGAUUUCUCGCCUUUGGACUUGCGUGGGAGCGAGAUGAUGUUGGGAACCCACCACGGACUUAGCAUGACAGGCAUUGGCAUGUUUACAGGUGAAUCUUCCAUGGUUGAUUCUGUCCUCUCCGGUGGGAGGUGACUUUGAAUAUUAGGACGUUUGUGUGCCUUACGUUACAUAUUGUUUCCGUCCGUUUCGUUUUAUAUGUCAGUUCUUCUGUUUAAUGAAAUUGUUUAAAGUUCUUUUUUCGUAUUGAUAAAAUUAUUGAAUUUUCUAA